Porites lobata is the source of this 1127-nucleotide messenger RNA. The record is from the annotation of a GenBank genome assembly. Lineage: Eukaryota; Metazoa; Cnidaria; Anthozoa; Scleractinia; Poritidae.
AUGACCGGAGUUGACAAAUUGGAGGAUGAGGUCAGCAAGCUCGCUACUAAUAUCAACCAAGCGUACGAAAGGCUUCUAUCACUGGAACGUUACUCAAGAGAUCUUAACCUACGAUUUUACAACAUUCCCCAGGACUCAAAUGAGAACUGUACUGAACAAUUGAAAAAAAGACCAUAUUAUCUAAUGAUUUGGACAUGCAUCAAACCCGUGAUAGAGAACGGACAUAGGAUUGGGGGACCCAGGACUAGUGCUUCAAAUGACCCGAGACCUGUCAUUGCCAAGUUUAUCUAUCGACUGGAACGUCUUAAGGUAAUCCAGAAAAAGAGAAGUCUAAAGAAUGAUAGUCCGUGGGCCAGAAAAUGAAACCCUCCCCCCACCCCUCGGGGACUUUUGCAGACAUUUAUCAUUUCAAAGCUUCACCCAAGGGUAUUUGAAAAAUGCAUGUUUGCACUUGAUUGGUUGGUGGGUGUGGUUGUGCAGCAAAAUUUUUUUCCUCAGCAAAGAGUCACAGGUUACCCACACCAAGAGGUGAGUUAACCUCUUCUGAAACACCAUUACCGAUAAAAAUAACACUCAAAGUUAUUUAAGGUAAAUUAAAGUAUUUUUAAUCUCAUAUGCAAGUUAAAAUUAUCUACUUUACUUUUAAGUUCCAAAAACUACUACUGCGCAUGUCACAAGGUAAAAAGGAAUAUAUGUAAAAUAGUGGACAAUAGCCAUGGAGCACUUUUACAACUGUAAAAAACUUUGUGAAUAAACCUUUUGCAAAUUUAAUCCCCCACAUUAAUUUAGCAGAUGUGUGUUACAUUUAAGCGUAACUGGGCAGUGAUGUCCCUCACCUUGUUUCAGGUUUCAUGUUCAGUGCACGAAAAGUCCCCUGUAGAGCCAUAUUUUCUCUUUGAACAAGUUUAUCAAAAAUCAUUUUCAAAAACAACACAGCUAAUAUCUUCGGAAUCGACAGUAACAUCUUCUUCAUCCUCAGAGGAUGGAUUCAAAGGGUCGGUUAUGAUGUCGGCGAGUUCCUGAGGCAUGAGAUUGCCGUUCGUCCAGCAGAUUUCAAGCUCACCUUCGACGUUAGUGUUCCAGCCAUGCCCGUCUGGCCCCGGGAUACUUGCUGUUGCCUGAUCAGC